Endocarpon pusillum Z07020 is the source of this 1596-nucleotide messenger RNA. RefSeq lists its product as uncharacterized. Gene Ontology annotation, biological process: ubiquitin-dependent protein catabolic process; protein polyubiquitination; positive regulation of proteasomal ubiquitin-dependent protein catabolic process. NCBI's taxonomy places the organism in Eukaryota, Fungi, Ascomycota, Eurotiomycetes, Verrucariales, Verrucariaceae. Gene Ontology annotation, molecular function: ubiquitin conjugating enzyme binding; zinc ion binding; ubiquitin protein ligase activity. The record is from RefSeq and is a predicted model, not a curated record. The transcript has a single exon. Gene Ontology annotation, cellular component: ubiquitin ligase complex; cytoplasm. Bases 1 to 1596 code for a protein of 531 amino acids.
AUGGAUUCUUCUGAACCUGAGGUUGUAGCCAAGGGCGACUUGCCAUAUGUCAACAAAGACUUACCCUUGACUUUCUUUGGUGUCAAGCAUACGAAAUGGACGAAAAAGGAUCUAGUUGAAAUGAUCGAGACUCUUGGUGGGAACGCCUCCACCAACACCACGAAACUGGAGCUCUAUGAGACGGUCCACCUCCGCUACAACCCAGGGAGAAUUUUGCAAAGGACAAUUAAUGCUUUGGAGGUGCUAGCUCAAGCUGUGGCUGGACAGAACUGGAGGUCGCAAGCACUUGUGCAGGAAGCGGUGCAAGAUGCGACAAGGGAGAGAGCCGAUUUAGCAAGGAAAAAGAGGGGUGCAGCAAGGCUGAGGGUUGGAACAGAACCAGCUUACGAGCCUGCGCCCGUUCCCCAGGGGAGGAAGAAUGAGGGCGGAAGCUAUCUAGCUUAUAAAUGGGACCAGGAUGAGGAAUCGGAGGAAGGGGAAGGGGACCCUGUUCGACCACGGCGAGCGCAGCCUCCCGCCACUCAAAAAGGCAUCAAUCGGCGGAAAAGAGCAGCCGACAGCGACCUGCCAGACUCCUCCGAUGUGGAGAUUGUUAAAGUGGUAAGAAAGAGGGCAGGUGUCGGUGUGGACAGCAAAGAUGGAGAAGCGGAUAAGGGCAGCCGUCGUAAGAGACAGGCUGAGUCGACCUUUGCUAACGGCAGAGCCAAGAGGCAAAAGGUGCACAACAAUCUAGGACUGGAGGGCAGAGCGCAGGGACCCCCUCCCGUGGCAUUCGGCACAUCUAUAGCCAUCAGAGACAACAUCGCUUUUGGUGUUGGCCUCCAACCUGUCAACUACGAGCUAUCUGGGGAGAGGCCAUCCUGCCAGGUCUGUUCUGAUGACUUAGACCCAUUGCUCCAGUUCCAGGUCAGUGUCGCCUCUGACUGCAAUCAUGCACCAGAGAUCUGCCUUGCUUGCUGGGAACAGCACAUUGCCGCACAAGCAGACACAAAAAGCUGGGAUUCUAUCUCAUGUCCUCACGCCGGCUGUGGUGUUGUAUUGGACCACGGUGAUAUGCAGCGAUUUGCACCAUCAGACAUUUUUCGCCGAUAUGACAAGUGGCAGAUGAACAAAACGCUACAGAGUGCCCCUGAUUACCGUCUAUGUGCACAUGAAGGCUGUAAGAGCGGGGGUUUCGUGGAAGAAGACGACCUGGCCUCCGAGUACAUAACAUGUGCAGACUGUCAACGGAACACUUGUCUCGGCUGCAAUCUCAUCCACCACCAUGGCCAAACCUGCGAAGAGUACCGUGUCUGGCUAGCAGAUGCUCCCAAACGGGCAGAGGCGGAUAAGGCAGAAAAAGCUCGAAUGGAGAAAUUGAAACGCGCCGAAGAAAAGUCUGCGAAGUACCUUGAUAAGAAAGCAAAGACUUGCCCGAAUGCCAAAUGUGGUGCAGUAAUCCAGAAGACAAGUGGUUGUGAUCAUAUGACAUGUCGCGCAUGCCGACACGAGUUCUGCUGGAUCUGCCUUGCUGACUAUAAGACCAUUCUGCGAGAAGGAAAUCAACGGCAUGCAGCAAAGUGCAACUAUUACUCGGGUGGCAUUCCAGGUCACUGA